Eptesicus fuscus (big brown bat) is the source of this 1088-nucleotide messenger RNA. It is a transcript of the gene BCL7A, whose product is annotated as BAF chromatin remodeling complex subunit BCL7A. Bases 158 to 790 code for a protein of 210 amino acids. Lineage: Eukaryota; Metazoa; Chordata; Mammalia; Chiroptera; Vespertilionidae. The record is from RefSeq and is a predicted model, not a curated record. The transcript has 7 exons.
GAAGUCAAGAGCCCCGCAGGAAACUUGCGUUAUUGCACCCGCUGCCGCAAACCCGCAAACCCCGGGCGGCGGACGGGCCGCCAGGCUGGCUCCCAAGGAACGCGCCCCCUCCGCGGCUGGCCCGCCCUCCCCCGGGGAACCCGCGGCCUCGGGAACCAUGUCGGGCAGGUCAGUUCGAGCCGAGACCAGGAGUCGGGCCAAAGAUGAUAUCAAGAGGGUCAUGGCGGCUAUCGAGAAAGUGCGCAAAUGGGAGAAGAAGUGGGUGACGGUGGGUGACACAUCCCUGCGAAUCUACAAGUGGGUCCCUGUGACGGAGCCAAAGGUUGACGAUAAAAACAAGAACAAGAAGAAGGGCAAAGAUGAGAAGUGUGGCUCGGAGGUGACCACGCCGGAGAACAGCUCCUCCCCGGGGAUGAUGGACAUGCACGAUGACAACAGCAACCAGAGCUCCAUCGCAGACGCCUCCCCCAUCAAACAGGAGAACAGCAGCAACUCCAGCCCCGCGCCGGAGCCCACCCCCUCCGCGCCCUGCGAGGGCACCACCGCCAAGGCCGAGGAGGCCCAGGCCGAGGGCAAGGAGCUCCCUGGGGCCGAAGAUGCCUCUGACGAGCAGAAUUCACAGUCUUCCGUGGAAAACUCGGUGCACAGUUCCGAGAAAGCCGAGCGGCUGCCAUCUGGAGAAGCGGGUCUAGCUGCAGAGACGCCCUCCAUCUCUCAGGAUUUGGAAGGAGGGCCGCCCUCUAAAAAGAUGAAACUGGAGACUUCCCAACAAAACUCCGAAGAGAUGUAGACGUUCGGGGUUCAGGCUCCGGUCCACGUUUCCCGGGAGAUCCCUCAGCAGGCUUAAUUCUACGACUUCCCCGAGCGAGCCCUCGGGUUAGAACGACGGACUUUCCAAGUUUACCAAGUGCAAAUCCAAGAGAACCCAGAACGGCGUGACUCCUCUCAGACACUGAAGAACUUUCUGCUGUGAAGCAAAACACUCGGAUCUUGAAGCGACCGUCCUUGUGGAGGUGGGUCGACCGCUCAGGAGUGUCAGACACUGUCUCUGAAGCCAAGAUUACAUUUGCGUUGCUGCUGUAUUGUCU